This is a messenger RNA of Equus caballus (horse), 8549 nucleotides long. RefSeq lists its product as uncharacterized. Lineage: Eukaryota; Metazoa; Chordata; Mammalia; Perissodactyla; Equidae. The record is from RefSeq and is a predicted model, not a curated record.
GGGCGGAGCUCAUAGAAAGCCCAUACAUAACCAUGUGUGUGUGUAGGUAUGAUUGUGUAAAGUACAACAUACAUACGGAAAAGUGCAUAUAUCAUUAGGUUUUUUAAAAUUGAGCAUUUACUAUAUGACAGGUAAGUUUAACAUUAUAAGCCACAUUUUAUGAAUGGAGAAAUUGGGAUUCAGAGAUCCUAAGCAAUAUGUCCAAGGUCACACAGCUAGUAUGUGAUGGAGAGGGAUAUGAACCCAGGCAGUCUGUCUCUAAACUACCUAAACCCUAAAACCUCUAUUACAUGCCUUUCAAUGGUGUCUGCCACGGCGGGGCAGGGUGGGAAGGAGGUGGUUGAGGAGCCAAGGUGUGUUAAAACUUUCCUCUCUCUCCCCAUCCUGCCUAGGGAGACUGCUGCCCAACACAGGACCAGAGUCCUUCCUCCUGGUUUCCCCAGCUGGGAGCAGGGGAUCAGAGCCCUUGGUGGGGGAAGCCAACCCACCUGCACUCCCCCAACCAGUGCCCUCCCUCUGGCUCUCUGCCCUCUCUGCCCUCCUACCACUCUCCCCACGGCAGAGGGACCCUGGGUCAGGGAGGGAAAGGCCCAGGCUAGUUUCCCCACCUGCAGGGCUGCUCUCAGCCCCGCUCCUGCUGAGUCUGCACUGUUCAAAGUCACCUUGCGAGUGUCUCGCAUGCCAGGGAAGGCAGCCAGUGGGAGAGAAGCAGAUGGGCGGUUGACAUGGGCAGCAUGGAGGGAACAUCUACAGCUAUCAAGAGGGAGGGGGCCAGGGGAGGUGAUGUACAACCUGGAACCUGGAACCUGGAGUUUGGGGCUACGAUCUGGGCUGAGGGCCUGCCCAGGGGUGAGCCUAGAACCUUUGGCUGACUCUGGAACUGGGUUCAUGUGGCCGGUCUGUGGGUCUGGUGAGCCACUGGAUGUAAACUCUGGAACCUGAAUGGGAGUGUGAAACUGGAGGGGGUAGAUCCGACACCUGCAGCCACCUGAGAGCCACGACGUUCCCAGGAACCAGAGCUUCACUCCAAAGAAAGCUUAAUCAGUCCUAACCCCUUUCCUUUCUUUCCCGGGAACCAAGAAAACAAAGCAGGGAGGGAAGGAAGGAACCCAGAGCCCACUGCCCCACCCUACGUGUCUCUGGCCCCUGGGAUUUGCCUUCUCUGCUUCUCUGCAGGCUCUGGACAGGCAGGGGUGUAGGGGGAGCCGACAGAGCUGCCUUCAGAUCUCCCCUGCCACUUACUGACUCUGGGAAAAAUCACUUCACUUCUCCGGUUAACAUUCUCUAUAACAUGGGGAUACCACCCACCUUGUGUUUUAUCACACAGACAAAAUGCCCAAGACACAGUUAGCUUUCACUCCCCUUCCCUCCCCCGACUUCCCACUGGAGAACCUCUCUCCUUCCUUGGGGGCAGGGCCCAGGAAGUAGAGACAAGCAGACCCUCCUCCAGGCACCAUCCCUAGCUGGCACUGGCAGGGGGGCACUUGCGAAUUGAGGGAAUCUAUUGGAAAUUCUGCAGAAACAGUGGGAUGUUGGAGCUAUGUGCUGGCGCAUUGUUGGGAACAGGCUGAAACACUCUUAGGGGAACACCAGUGCUCUUGGAUACACACUGAGAUAACACUACAAGUCUACUGUGGGGUAUCUGGAGCAACUCGGGCGCUACUAGAGUGUUCCUGGGAUUCUGACCACCAGUGCUGGGGGCCUUACAGGGAUUCCACUGGAGAGACCCUGGGGCACAAGGAGAAUGACGGGAGUUGCUGGAGACAUCCUGGAAGGUUACUGGGACACUUUCUGAGGUGUCACUGGGAGCAAAAGCACACUGCUGGGCAUUCAGCACCCAAGGGUUGCAGAGGGCAGAAUGCCAAUUGGGGCCUUGUGGGAGUCCUAGGGGCUUCCUGUGGGGCACUCAUGGGUUCCACUAGCUGCUGCACUCUAGGCUGCUCUUCUCUUGAUGAAGAGCACAGGUGGGUACGGGUGCAGCCUGCGUGGGGGAACAGAAGCAGGGCCACACUGCCCUGGAAGAGGGGGUAAGCAUCUGGCCUUUUGAUUGGGCAGCAACCACCAAUCUGUGCUUCCUAGCUGUGGUGGCAGCUGCAGGAGAGUGUGCAGCCUACUGUGGAAAACCACCCCUGAAGUGGGGAGCAGCUCCACCUGACUCCUGGGAGUCCUGCCUGGGGUCAGCCCCCCAAACUCAGGCCCAGCCCUACCUCCACCCCCAGGGGGACAGGAUACCUGGGGACUGGGAGGCUGGACAGUUGGCAGGAAGGGCCCUCUCAGGGCUGAAGCAGUAAGACUCAGUAGGGGCCUCAUCCACAACAAAGCCCCUCUGUGUAGCCCUGGAGCUCGAGCACAGGGGUCUAGAAAGGACUCAGAGCCAGUGCACACCCGGAAACACUUGGCAGAGAAUGGCCUCCCCACAGCUGUGGCACCAAAGAGAGGUAAGAACAACCUAAGUCCAUGCUAGAGGGUCACAUGUGAGUCCUUCCCAUCUCACAGAAGACUGCCAGAGAGGAGACGGAAAUGCAGACACAACCGAGGAGCAGAAGGGCCAAGCCUAUGGAACCCUGCUACCAGUGGGCAGACGGUACAGAUGUCCACUAACCAAAAGGGUGACAGGAGGAAGGUUGAGGUCAAGUUCUAGGAAAGGACCAGGCUCCUUUUAAAGAUCUAGAUAUGGUCAGAGUAAGAAGCAAAAAAGGCAAAAGAGACAAAGUCUUGGGCAUGUGCAGCAUCAACGAGCAGGUAUUCAACACCUACUACACACCAGCUGAGUCCACCAACUUGAGUCCUCAUCCCCAAGGUGUCCCCAAGCAACAUCAUCAUCUCUCCUUCUCCGUUUGCCUCUUCUCAGGGAAUAGCACCCCUCCACACCAGAAACCUGGAAAUAAACCUGCACCCCACUCUCUCCCUCACCUCUCCUGGCCACUCAGAGACCAGAUCCUGCCUUUUCUGCCUCAUGACAAAUCUCUCUCCUCCUACUUGGGCCACACACCACAGCUGCAUCCAUCAUCUCUCACACAGAUUGCCUCUGGGUUGGGACCCUUCCUCCAGCCUUGCCCAUCUCCACGCUAUGACCGAAACAGUCUUUCUAAAACACAGUUCUAGUCAUGCCUGUCCCCUGCACAGAGCCCUUUCUUGCCUCCUCAGAGCCCACAAAAUAGUCUCAAAAGUCCGUGGAAUAAAAUGCCCUUCAGCCCUACAGCUCCCCAGCACAAUCUAUCCUCCAGUCAUCCCAAACGCCUUGCCAGUCUCUAACCUUCUAUCUCUCUCCCUCCUCUGGGCCUCUGCACAUGCUGUUCCCUUGUCUGUCUCCCACGAGUCCUUGAGACUGUCUGCAGCUUUGCACCCUGAGCACUUGGUACAUAGAGGUGAAGUCUCUCCUGAAUGAAUGGAUGAAUGACUACGGGAAAGGAUAAAUGAAAAAUCCCGUGAAGUUGCAUUAUUUCCCCCUAAUUAUUAUAACAAAUAGGAAACAGAUUCAGAGAAGUGAAGCAACUUACCCAAGGUCACCCAGAAUCAUGACCUCAUCCCACCACCCUUUGCUGCCUCAGAAGAACCUGGGGAGACCCAAUGCAAAAGAAAGAACAGAAUAAGAACCCAGGCUGGGUUCAGGAGCAGCACAGGGCAGGAGUCAGUAAUGGUCAGGGAGAGAAGACAGAGAACGAGGACGGUGGAAGGUCGGUGCCGGUGGUUAAACAGCAGACGAUGAAGGAAGGGGCUUCAGAGUCCGGGUGUUUCAGGCAGCUAUCACUGGGGUCUUACUAGGAAAAAAUUGUCCUCCUCCAGGAAUCAGAAUGGGACUAGAGAAAAUCCUGGGGCUGGAGUGAAGACAGAACCUGCAGACAGUGACAUUAGCCAGUGCUGGCCAUGGUGACAAGGCUGUAUACAGGUUAUUAAGCCUGGAUUAAUGGUGGGAGUCCUGAAAGAGAAGUAACUCUUCCUCAUUCCCAAACCCCCACUAGGGGGGAAAAUGUACUUAUGUGUCCCAGUCUCAGGAAGAGAAAUCUGGGGACACACAGGCUGGACCUCUGAGCUGUGCAAAUGUCAGCUUCUGAACCCUGGGUGGUAACAGCUGUUAGGAAAUCUGAGAUCCUUGGGGAAAAGAUAUAGGAUAGAUAACCCUAUUGUCCCUAUUCCCCACCUCCUAGCCUCUUUUCUGAGUCCUCCCCAUCCUUCAAAGGCCAGUUCCCCAGCCCAGCCCUUCCCAGAAGCCUUCCCCAUUUCCAGGACACACUGCUCCUUUGAAUGACAACAGCUUCUUACCAGGCCCUUGACCUUCCAGCUUGUUCUGUGGUCUUCUCUGGACAUGGAAGGCCAUCUCCCUGAGGCCCAUGGUGACUGGGGUAGAGCAGUGGGAUGGAUCAGCCACCUCACCCUAGGCCUGGCCCCAGCCCCAUGCACACCUGCUCAGGGCUCAAGGCUCUAGGGUCUGAUAGGAGGCAGCUGUUUUAUUAAAAAGACUAUGCCAGCAGCUGCCCUACUUUAGUGGAUGGGACCCAGGAUGGCUGCAUGCUCUGGAAAGUACCAACAGUACUGCUGGGCCAGAGGAGCUCAGCCACCUCUGCCCCCAGCCUUGACUGGCCAAAUCACCCAAGCCAAAGCAGCUCUUAGGCAUGCCCUGUCUGGGGAAACUUGGACAAGAGAAGGGCAAGUCACUUGGCUCAGGACAUUGACUUAGUUCCUCUGUGCCCCCCCGAGUCAGGGACGCUUGGACCCAGGGUAACCAUGAGGCCCCAGGCAACAUCAUGCACCUGUGCACCCUCACUGUCACCUUCCAGCACUGCAGUUAUGCUCCUGGGUAUCUCUUCACUAGAUCUGAGGAAAUCUGUGUGGCUGAAUGAGGAUAUGCCCACCAGUCCCCUACACAGAGGCCUCCUCACCAUCGCCCCUGGCCCAGACCUGUGAGAGCAGCUGGUAUAGGCCAGUGGAAAGCAGCAAAGAAGCUUUGCACAGCACCCAUCCCUUUGUGGUGGCUGGUCUGCCUCCCCUCUCCCCAUCCCUCCUGCUGCUCAGUCAGUUCCAGCCUCACCACGGGGCAACAAGGAUGUGCAGGAGAGGAACCGAGGAUCAGCACAGCCAGCCCCAGCCCUGGCCACCCACUCCUCUGGCAGCACUGAGCCCCAUCAUCAGGGGCUAAUUAAAUCCCCCUAAUGAGGAAAUAAGGAUGCAGGAGCCGGCUCCGCCAUGGCCUCCCCGGCCCACCGCCCUCGCCUCUCCAUUGGACUUAUCGCUCGUCACAGGAUGUUUACAAUAAUUUUUAAUUUGUGCAAUUAUUAAUCACUUUUCUAUCUGCCUCAUUUGCAUAAUAAUUAGUCAUCUCACUGUUUGGCAUGCCUGUGAAUGACAGUGUUUUAAAUUGAAUUAAGAUUUUAAUAUUCUAUUUUCCUGCUUUCUUCCCCCUCCACACGCUAAUCAAAGUCAGAUUUGGCAGCCAGAGGGAGGGUGGGGAGGAGGUUGGCAGGCACUGGACUUGGCCUGCUCAGCGCUCCUGAGAACUGUGCUGGGAAGAGGGCUUGUAUGGAGAAGACAACAGCAACCACCGGUCACCCAAAACCUGGCACUCGCAGGGUUAACCCAGCCCUGCCUAAUGAGUAGAGGUAACGAGGAGUGGGCAAAGGCAGUUGGGGAGGGAGGUGGUCACACUGGCUCAGUGGCACCAGAGAUCAAGAAAAGCACUUUCAUUUUUUCCAAACAGGCUGGUUUUUGCGAGGGGAAGUUGGAAGGCACAUUACAAGCCAGUAGUUGAUCCCUGAUUACUAGUCUAGGUUAACUUUGAUGGCUCGGGGUCCCCCGGGCAGAGAAGCAGGCUGGAGCAGUAGAAAACCCAUUGUCAUUCCUCAGAUGGGCUGAGAAAACAGAUCUCUGUGGGUGAGUUUGGUUCUCCUUCCCGCUCCGGAGCCACCUCCUCUCCACACAUCAGCAGACCCUCUGCCGGCUUCACAGCCUGCACCAGGGAGUGUCGGGUUUCCACUGACAAGGGGCAACAAGCAGGGGCAUGUGGUCCUCUGUCGGGGCCAGGGGUGGGUUUCUCUCUCUCUUCCUUACCCUCAAGCCCCUCUCUGACCCGUGCGCCCCCCCGCCCCCCCCACCGCUAUUUGCCUUGCGUGUUGCCAUGGUAAUCCUGUGGCUGCCCUGGAUACCCAUUGCUGCUCCAGAAUUCUAUGCUUAAGCAGAACAGCUCUCCCCACAGCCUCCUGAGAACACCGCCCCUUUACCAUCACUGAGGACAAAAGGUUGCGAAAGAGUGUCAGCUAUGAGCAAAUCUAUACAGCUAAGAGGAUGCAACUCAACCUUCUGUCUCAGGACAACACCUGGGGAGAUCCAAGUUCGACUUGAGGCUGAUGGCAGAGACAAGGCCCAACAAUCUUGAGGCUGGAGCAAUUCUACAAUCACCUCCUGCCCUCACUUCUGGCUACAGCAGUCUGUUGUCAGGGACACAGCUGCCUCCACUUCCUCUCCCAAAGCCAGUGCAGUGGCUUUCACAUUCAAUGAGGAGGACCAGAGCAACCUACAUCACCAGAUCUCAGAAGUAACGCCAAUAUGCCAAAGCACAGGCGCUCAGUCAGGAGCCGGGGGACAGAGGACAGGGCUGAGCAGAGAAGCUACUGCCAACAUGACCCGGAAAGCCAGUGGGCCAAAGUGCCCGCCUUCAGCCAUCUCUGUGGGCUCCGAAACACAGACACUACAGCCACUGCACCAAGCCCUGGGAAAGGGUGUACCCCUAUCUGAAGUUCCGCCAGUCUGUCGACAUCCCCUCUCCUGGGGACAGAAGACCCCGCCCACUUGCCUACCCUUCUUCAAAUAGCAAAGUCUUCAAUCCCACCCAGCAAGAGAUGCUGGCUCUCCAAACCCAGCCAGAGAACAGCCAUCCUGGUGUUCAGCAGCAGGGGGUUGCUUUGCAGGAGUCAGAAGCCCAGGAGGAAAUAGCCCCAGGAGAUAUUAAAUACCGCCUGGAGCUCUUUCCCAAGGCUCCACUCCCCAUGCAAUCCCCAAGCUACUUCAGCCAGCAGUGCAAGCCUCAAUGGCUCCCCUUCAGCACAACCUACGGAGAAUGCUACAAGCCCUGGAAGAUGGAGCCUGUGACUUACCACGGGGAGAAGUCCUCGUAUUCAGGUGACGAGCACAUGAGCAGUACUCAUCAGAUUUCCUUCCACAACCCUCCUCUUGGUCAGUUGAUGUUCCCAGUUCACAUUCAGGGCAGAAAAAUAGCACCAACAGUGCAUCCAGGCUACAUGGAGAGUAUCAGCCAGUAUCAAAGUGACUUUCAAGCCCCAGGAUGGAGUGAAGUCCUCAGACCUGGCCCAGACAGGAACAGCCAGGGAAUCAACAAAUAUAUCUACACUAUGCAAAAGGACACUGCCCCUAGCCAGCCACCCACUGUGCAUCAGCAUCAGAAGCCAAGCUGGCCGACGCAACAGAUGGCCAUCCUGGGCGGGAAGAGCACUGCCAAGUUUGAUGAAAACACAGUGACCAGGCCACUUACAGACUCUGAUGUCUCCCUGACCAGAGAGGUAAAAAGAGUCAAGGGUAAGUUCCCCUCUAGCAUGCUCAGGGUCUUCAAAGCCAAGUUCCAAACUGAAAUUACCAGCAAGCAAUUCUCCCAGGACUGCGGAACUCAGCCCCAAGUACGCUAUGGAGACCCUCAUUACAGAGGCUAUGAGAAGCCCCUGAUAAGAACUCCUGCCGUGGGCAGGGGACAUCCCCUGGACGCUCCCUUCACCUCUCACCUUGCUACAAAGGGGAUGGGUUCACAGGCACCAGCCAAGGAUCAAACUACCACCAGGACCCCCUACAUGCCCUUGUUUUCUGAAAAGGGGAAACUGUGUAAGCCCAAGGUCAACAGCAUCAAAUGUGAGGCAAACAAUUUAUCUACUGAGCAAAGAAAAACAUUCAGGUACAAAGGAGAGACUGAGUCACUCCCAGAUACAGUAACGUCAUUCGAGUAUGGCAAAAGAAAGCCAGUGUCAUAGGGGAGACAUGACUCAGCUCCAGCCUGGCCCCAUAAUCUCUCUGCCUAUUUUUACAGGCCAGUCCAGCUGCCUAAAAGCUCAGCUCCAGCAGUAUUUAUACCAACAACAAGACUCAAAACUUAAAAAAAACAAAAAAAGUUGGGAAGAAAACUACCCAAAGAACCUGUGCAAAAAUGCAGUUCAGGGCACAUGUCUCCUCACCAGCUCAAACUUAAAAUCCAAGUCUCAAGAUAGCUACCUCACAGGCUAGACGCUGCUUUCUCACUGGGAUUCCCUGCCACACACUAACCCUCACGCAGCACUCUGACACUAACUGAGGAGGCGGAAUAACCUCCUUAGAAAGGAACGAUGCACCCGGUGUCCUAGAAAGUCAAUGCGCUCCAGGAAACUUGAAGGAAAAAGAGGUUAAAGCAUCUCUCUUACUAAUGAGUCAAUGGCAAAGCAUCAAGACUUCUCCAGCCAGUACCAUCGAUUAAUUAUAUCCUAUUUGAGCUAUGGUGUCUGCUCACUGCUGCUUUUUUUCUUUACAUUUUUUGAGAUAUAAUUCAAAUACCAUAAAAUUCACCCUUUUAAAGUGUA